UCGGACAAAAGAUAACUCACAAUGUAACUGGCAGUUGAUACGUUAUCGAUAAGGUGUUGGUGUGUAAAGUAGUAGGUGAUCGCGAUGAGUGCUAUAAAAAAAUAUUUCAAAGAACAGUGUCAGGUGCGGAUGUGUGGGUUGGAGCAUGCCAACCCGAGCGAAUUCUAUCUGAGUGUUUGGCAGACCAACAGAUCAGCCACUCCUCUAUUUGUCUUGCGUCUUAUCUUGUUCCUGGGCUCCCUUGCAAUAGUCUUAGCUUCGUCUAUCUUGUACAUACAAAGCGGUAUAUACGGGUUCUGGUUCAUCUAUUUGACACAUUGGGGCUUGACCGCGAAUGUCGCGGCGACAGGGUUUGCUGCACUUGUGUCUGCGCGAUCGUUUUUCUAUGGACCCACUAGAACCAAACACCAGCUGCCAUGGUACGUGAUGACCUAUUGGAUAUUGUACAACAUCGCAGCACCUGUGGCCUUCCUCAUCACCCUGUUCUACUGGACUGUACUAUUUGAAGCCGGAGUAGAAGAGGAGCUGAACUACGGCCUGGACGUGGCGGUCCACGGCCUGAACUCCGUGGUGAUGUUCGUACUGGUGGUGACGUCAGCACAGCCAACCAGGCUAUUACACAUGUACCAUCCCCUCGGCUUCUCCUUGGUUUUCUUCUUGUUCACGCUCUUUUAUUACUUGGCAGGAGGCGUGGACGUCAAACAAAACCCGUUCGUGUACUCUGUGUUGGACUGGCGACACGCAGGGACGACCGUGGGAGUAGGUGUGCUCACAGGUUUCCUGCUUGUCUUCCUGUACCUGGUCACCAUGCUGCUGUCCCUGGGACGGGACGCUAUCGCCAAGAAAUUCGUGAAGCCCUCCGUGUACGUCAACGAGGAGCUACCCUUGCGGCAACCUACUGCUGAACAGACGCAGACUGGUGUCUAAUUUUAUACAUAGUCAAUGGAGGGAAAUCUGUAUUGUUGUGUUGCGUUGCCAAAAUAAGUAUAAUUAAUAAUAAUAGGAAAGUAAUAGAAAAAUAUAUUGUAAUAUAAGAAUAUUUGUUUUACACAGAUUAAAGGACCAGUAUUACUCGUUGUAUUGCGUUCUGUACUUAAUAAAUUGGUACUUUAAAAGUACUGAGGUCUGUUUACUUAUGACGCAGAGUGUACUUAAUGAAUGUGAUGUUGUUUUCCCUUACAGAAUAAAUACCUACAGUGUU
This is a messenger RNA of Plodia interpunctella (Indianmeal moth), 1201 nucleotides long. Its product is annotated as protein rolling stone-like. Gene Ontology annotation, cellular component: membrane. The transcript is spliced from 4 exons. The record is from RefSeq and is a predicted model, not a curated record. NCBI's taxonomy places the organism in Eukaryota, Metazoa, Arthropoda, Insecta, Lepidoptera, Pyralidae. The coding region runs from base 85 to 927 and encodes 280 amino acids.